CCGUACAAGGCCGGAAGACGCAGACCUUUCGUUUAAGAGUUUGUCGUAAAGCGCUCUUCCUUUGCUUGCUUUGGAAACAGAGUCUCUAUGAAUCGGAAGCAACAUACUUGAAGACACACAGACGAAAAUCUCCGAUGGGUUUCAUCGCUCUGCAAUCUUGGAGCAGAGGAGCUUCAACUUCUCUUCAUCUCCUUCGUCCAGUUGGUCCGAAUCCUAAGCUAUAUGAUGCUGGAGCAGUCAAGUUUGAUGUAAGAGCCUCUUCGAGUCGUAAAUCGCGUAAGAAACAAAGAAGAGAGUCUCAACAAGGUAAAGACAUAGCCAGAAGAAGUGUUACUGAAACAGAUAAAGGAGAAGAAGUAAUAGCUCAAGUUGAUGACACUUCUACUUCAAAGGACUCCAUCAAUGUUGUUGUUGCUGCUCCUCGAGACAAAGUGCUUCAAGCUUGCACCGUAACUUCCGGUUUAAUGGCUACAUUAGGCCUUGUCAUCAGGAAGGCGUCUCAUGUUGCGUCGACUGAAGGGUUACCAAUCCCAGACUGCUCUUCAGAAAUACCAUUUGGUUUUGAAACUUGGCAUCUCGGUUUAAUUGCUGGAACCGUUGUGUUGAUAUCAUCAAGCAGGUUCUUGCUACUAAAGUCUUGGCCAGAUUUUGCUGACUCAAGUGAAGCAGCAAACCAACAGAUCCUUACUUCGCUGGAACCUCUAGAUUACCUUGUUGUUGCUACUUUACCUGGACUUAGCGAGGAGAUGCUGUUUAGAGGUGCGUUGAUGCCUUUGUUUGGAACCAGUUGGGUCAGCAUUGUUGGAGUUGGACUCAUCUUCGGUUUACUUCAUCUUGGUAGCGGAAGAAAGUACUCCUUUGCGGCUUGGGCGUCGGUUGUGGGUAUAGUAUACGGUUACGCAGCGGUUCUGUCGUCGAGUCUUGUCGUUCCGAUGGCUUCUCAUGCACUCAACAAUUUGGUCGGAGGCUUGCUGUGGCGUUAUAGUAGUAGUUCCAAGCUCAAGUCAAUGGAGUGAAAGCUUAAAUUAGAUUUAUAAAUGGGGUUUAAUUUAAAAAGCUUACACUUUUAUGGGUCGUUUUGUGAAAUAUUUAUAGUAUAGGGUGCUUUACUGCAAUUUUAGUGUCACUGUCACAUCACAAGAAGACAAAAUGAGAAAAAUAUUUAUAAAUU
Molecule: messenger RNA, 1171 nt
Organism: Brassica napus (rape)
Lineage: Eukaryota; Viridiplantae; Streptophyta; Magnoliopsida; Brassicales; Brassicaceae
Exons: 7
Coding region: 135-1016 (293 amino acids)
Biological process (GO): CAAX-box protein processing
Cellular component (GO): membrane
Molecular function (GO): metalloendopeptidase activity
Source: RefSeq, a predicted model, not a curated record